Messenger RNA from Exophiala mesophila, 1778 nucleotides. RefSeq lists its product as uncharacterized. The transcript has a single exon. Bases 270 to 1619 code for a protein of 449 amino acids. The record is from RefSeq and is a predicted model, not a curated record. Gene Ontology annotation, cellular component: Rpd3L complex; nucleus; Rpd3L-Expanded complex. Gene Ontology annotation, biological process: regulation of DNA-templated transcription. NCBI's taxonomy places the organism in Eukaryota, Fungi, Ascomycota, Eurotiomycetes, Chaetothyriales, Herpotrichiellaceae.
CAACCUCCCACACCAAUCCAUCAAUUGAUCAUCACCAGGCGUUUCAGAUCAUCAAAAGAUCCCUGGGAACACGUGAGAGGGUCAAAUCCAUACUCUCUCAUAUCCUUAAAACCCGUCGUCGCCUUGCUGCUGAAUCUGCAAGCGACCAUCAAUCACUCCCAGCGCUGGCGGUGACUGCCUUGGCCUGCUGACUCACGAAAGCUUGGGACAGUAACGUUCUGAAAUCAACUUCAGUCUCACUCUUUGACGCUGAACAGACAAGCGUCAUCAUGGCAUCAAAUGAGGAUUGUGCCUCUGUCCUAGAGUACUUUAUCCAUGAAGCGUCCAAUUUGCCUGCAGAAAUAUCUCACAUGCUUGAGGAGAUCCAGGCCAAGGAUCGCGAUUUACAAAAACUCAUGUCCGUCAUCAGCCAGAAAGAUGCAAACAUCCAGAAGCAUAUCAAGGCCAACGGGGUCCUCGCCCCAUAUCCCAAAGAAGCGGAAUACGCCGAACUAGCCAAGAAGAAUUAUGACUUAUCUACCGCUCUGCAAAAUCAAAAGGUCGUCUUAAGCGAAAAGGCAUGCAAUCUUCUUGAAAGACAGGUUAAGAAACUUGACAUCAAGAUUCGAGAAUUACAGAACGACGGUCAACUGACCGAUGGCCCUCCUAUACCUAGUGUUUUCAACCGCAAGGAGACGCAAAAAACACUGGCCGAGGUGCCACCUACUCUCCCACUCCAAAAUGCCUCUGUCAGUGCCCUGAAUGCCAACGCCCAUCGAAUCAAUUCCCACAUAGCUUCGACGAUGCAGCAAGCACAACCCAGACAGCUUCCACAAAUCUCUACCAACAAUACCCCGACACAACGAAGCUCGGCUCCUGCCACGCCUGCCUCGACCGUUCAACAACAACGACAGCGGGAACGUGAACAUUCUGCUGGUGCAGAUACGAAGAGACGUAAAUUGGGCAACCCUAUCGUGGGUACAAACCUUCCCGCUCAACCCAGCAACCUCCGCCAGUCGUCUCUCGGCCCUGGGACGCCAAAGGCGGGCACCCCUACAGCCAGUGUUCCCGGUCGGUCUGGGAGUAUCCCCCGUACAACCGCGACUCAACAAGCUACAGUUCCACCUAAGAAGUCGGGUCUGUCGAAGAAGGUGAUACCACAUCAACAAGUCAACAAGCUCAAACAGAAAGGGAUCAAUAAAGCAAGACUCUCUGUGGGCCGCAAGAAGGGACAAUCGCCAUCGGUGCGAGGUGGCCGGGGAGGAACCGCUGCAUCUGAAGAUGCAGAUUCGGUUUUAUCUUCGGCCGACGCCUCAGAGACGGACGCAUCACAAUCUCGGGGUCGGCGACGAAGCAAGAAACAAACGAUCGAAGCAGAACCCGAAGCUGCAGAAGACGAAGAAAUGGAGGAUGAUGAGAACGAAGACAACAAAUCAUACUGCUUCUGCAAUCAACGAAGCUAUGGCGAGAUGGUUGCUUGUGAGAACGAUGACUGUCCAUACCAAUGGUUCCACACCAGCUGCUUGCAAAUGAAAAAGGUGCCGGACGAGGACGAAGAUUGGUAUUGUCCCACAUGCCGAGAAAAGCCGGAGAUUAUUGCCAAGGUUCAGUCCAAGAAGAAAGCGCAGGGUCGCAAGUAGUACGGAGUAGCUACAGUAGUAGAUUAUACCCCUCCACGCCCUCUCAUGAUUAAAUCCAUAUUUCUCUCGAGAUGGAGAAUGAGAUAUGUUAUGAUAGACUCAUUGCUUGCCCAGAGUUCAAAAUUAAUCAUGGUUCCCUACGGAGUAUGCUGCUGUGAC